GCUCCUGACCCGGAAUCGGAUCCUGGUCCCGCCCCCUCCGCCAGGCUUCUUUCUGCAACAGGCGUGGGUCACGCUCUCGCUCGCUCUCCUUCUGCCGCCAUCUUGGUUCCGCGUUCCCCUCACACAGAGUUUUUAAGAAUAUUUGACUCUGGGUUGGGCAGCAGAACGGAUCCCAGUCAAUUCAGGCCUCCUUUUUAUUCCCUUCAGAAAUGCCUGGUGAAGCCACAGAAACCGUCCCUGCUACAGAGCAGGAGUUGCCACAGCCCCAGGCUGAGACAGCUGUGCUUCCUGUGUCUUCAGCCUUGAGUGUCACUGCUGCCUUAGGGCAGCCUGAAUCUACCCUUCCCCCUCCUUGCUCCCUGGCCCCCCAACAAUGCCCUCUGGCAACCCCUAACCAGCCUUCCCCAUUCCUUUCUCCCUCUAGUGUUGUCUCAACCCCUUUUGAAGCUCCUUUUCCCCAGUCAUCCUCUGGAACAGCCCUGCCUUUGGGAGUUUCCCCUUCCCCCAGUGAUACCCCAACUUUCCUACCAAACCUGAUAGGGCCUCCCAUCUCCCCAGCUGCCUUAGCUCUGGCCUCUCCCAUGAUAACUCCAACUGUGAAAGGUGCCCAUUCCUCUUCAGCUCCCUUGGCUCUAGUGGCUUUGGCUCCCCACUCAGUUCAGAAGAGCUCUGCUUAUCCACUUAACCCUCUUAGUUCACCUCCUUUGAUUGCUAUGACUGAGUCAGGGUCAGUGACAUCUCUGUCUGCUCCCAUUGUUUCCUCAGAACCAAAGACCUCUCCUAUCCAAGCUCCUGUGCAAGUAGGCCCUAACUCAAAAGGCAUCCCCAUCCCUCCAGGUAUAGUCAGUGCUGUUCCUUCCCAUCUUGGAACUCCCUUGGCCUCUGUUCAGUGUGGAGUAGCCUCAUGUCCUCAAAUGCCACCCAUCACUCCCCCUCAGUUCAAAGACAUCCCUGUUUGCUCACAAAACCCUGAAGGUCUCAGCCUAAAGGGACCCCUUAGUUCACCUGCUGCGUUAUCUCUUUCCACCCAGUCUGUAUCUAUGGCUCCCAGCGUCCCUCCAGUUUUCCUCACUUCUCUAGGCUCUCAUCUUGCACCUUUACAUCAGAGUUCUCUUGGUUCUCCUAUUCGGCCCUUAGGUCAGACAGGCCCUAAUGUUCUGUCAAAUCCUAAAGUAGAUGCCGUUUCUGCAGAUCAUUUUCCCGUAGGGGCCUCUUACCCCUCUCAGAUUCCUCCCCUUCCUUCCAGAAAUGAGGUGGCUCCUGCUGCUGUGGCUGCUUUUCCAGUGGGGGCUCCAGCUACCCCUCUGGCUCUUUCUGUUGAGAAAGACCCCUCUGCCAUCACUGGCGUAGCUUCCUUCAGCCCUUCUGGCUCAUCAAAUGUAGCUACCUCUUCUCCAUUAUCUCCCACAGCCUCUCUCAUUCCGAAAGGCUCUCCUAAUGCCACUCAUCAUCAGCCUUUGGUGGCCCAAAUUCCUUCUCCUCCAGGGAGUCCAAGCUUGAAAGAAGCUCCUGUUUGUUCUGUUGGAACCAUCCCAUUUGUUAUGACUAACCCCUCUACAGUUUCUGCGGCACCUACUACCUUUGAGGUAGCUACUUGUAGGUCACCUCCAGUUUCUUCAGGCCCCGUAAGUAGUAAGGACUCAGCUUCCCAUACUGCCUUGGUUAUGGCUCCUGUGGCUCCCAGAGUGCUUUCUACUCCGCAAGUAACCCCUCUGGGAAUACCAGUCCCUCCUCCUCUGUCAGCCUCUGAGAACCCCAAAAGUCUCCCUGCAUCAGCAUUGGUAAAGUUACCAACACAAAAAGAUACCCAAAUUGAACCUCUCUCUCCUACUGGAGCCCCUGUUUCCCCAGCACAGGCAGGACUCCCUACCAAGAAAGACUCUACUCUAAUACCACUGGCCCUGGCAACCCCUAAAAAUCCCCCCUCUCCCCAAAGUAUAUCAUCAUCUCUGGAGAUAGCUCUUUCUCCUGAAGCCACUUUAGCAAAGAAAAGCCUUGUAGAGCCUCUCUCUGUAGUUACGCCAGCCAGUACUGCUCCCUCUCCUCUGGGUGUUAACUCCCCAACCUCUAUAAUCAAGACAGAUCCUUGUGCAAGUCCAUACCCCACUAGUCAGCUUCUCAAAAGUUCUCUCACUACGCCAAACAUAGCUGCAUUUCCUCUGGAACAUGCUGCUACUGCAGGCGUGACUCCUACAACUACCAUGGGUACCUCCUCUCCUGCCACUACAGCCAGCCCUUUCCUAGGAGAUGUCUCUCUAGCUCAUAAAAGCCACCCAGAUAAGAAGAGUAGUUCCACUCUUGCUAUUUUACCUUUGGUUCCUCCAGCCUCUGAAAGUUGCCCUGUGGCUCCAACUGUGACUUUAUCCCCCCAGAAUGCUUCCGCUUUUCCAGUUGCCAUGGCACUAGCCCCUGAUAUUCCCAAGUCUGAGCCGUUUCCCUCUCUUCCUCCUCAAGGUGCAAAGAAAGCUCACGGUAUUUCUCAUACCUCUGCAUUGGCACCUGUAGCUGCCUCUCCUGAAGGGCACCCAACCAAGGACUCUGGUACUUCAGUUAAUGCAUCUUCUGAAGGAGCUUACUUAGCUGACUCUCCAUCUCCUUUAGGGACUAGUGUGUCUCCUCAAACUAAAAGAUGUCCAACCAAGAAGGGUUCAACUCCUUCUAUGACUUUAACUCUUUCUCCUCUUUCAAAAAGUGUUCCUGCUAUCCCUGAUAUUCCUGCUGGAAAUCACUCAUCCCCUAUUUCUCCAAUUGAAGCUUCCUUUCUUCCAGAGGCCAGUCUUUCUUUUCAAGUCCCUAAAGGGUCACUGGCCAAGAAGCAUUCUCCCACUCCAUCCCCCAAAGAGACCCCAGAUACCCCAUCGCCCAAAGAGGCCUUCACUCCCUUCACUCCAGCUGUGGUUCCUUCCUCCACCAAAGGAGGCCCAGCAAUCUCAUCCCCCAAAAAGUCGCAAGCAGCCCCAGCCCCCAGAAGAGCCCCAGCUACUCAGUCUCCCAAAGGGACCCCCACUGCCUCAGCUGUGGCUCCUCCCUCCCCCAAAGGGGGCCAAGCAACCCCAUCCCCUAAAGAGACCUCUACUCCCCCAACUAUGACUCCUUCCUCCCCCAAAGAGGCCCCAGCUACCCAACCUCCCAGAGGGGGCCCCACCACCCAAGCUGUGCCUCCCCCCUCCCCCAAAGAGUCCCCAGCUACCCAGCCUCCCAAAAGAGCCCCAACUACUCCAUCUCCCAAAGGGGCCCCCACUGCCCCAGCUGUGGCUCCUUCCUCCCCCAAAGGCGGCCCAGCAACCCCAUCCCCUAAAGAAAUCUCCACUCUCCCAGCUAUGAUUCCUUCCUCCUCCAAAAAACCCCCAGCUACCCAACCUCCCAGUGGGGCCCCCACCUCCCAAGCUGUGCCUCCUCCCUCUCCCAAAGAGUCUCAAGCAGCUCCAGCCCCCAAAAGAGCCCCAGCUACUCCCUCUCCCAAAGGGGGCCCAGCAACCCCAUCCCCUAAAGAGACCUCCACUCUCCCAGCUAUGACUCCUUCCUCCCCCAAAGAGUCCCCAGCUACCCAACCUCCCAAAGGAGCCUCCACCCCCCAAGCUGUGCCUCCUCCCUCUCCCAAAGAGUCUCAAGCAGCUCCAGCCCCCAAAAGAGCCCCAGCUACUCCCUCUCCCAAAGGGGGCCCAGCAACCCCAUCCCCUAAAGAGACCUCCACUCCCCCAGCUAUGACUCCUUCCUCCCCCAAAGAGGCCCCAGCUACCCAAUCUCCCAAAGGGGGCCCAGCAACCCUAUCCCCUAAAGAGAUCUCCACUCUCCCGGCUAUGACUGCUUCCUCCCCCAAAGAGUCCUCAGCUACCCAAUCUCCCAAAAGAGCCCUAGCUACUCCAUCUCCCAAAGGGGCCCCCACUGCCCCAGCUGUGGCUCUUCCCUCCCCCAAAGGGGGCCCAGCAUCCCCAUCCCCUAAAGAGACCUCCACUCUCCCAGCUAUGACUCCUUCCUCCCCCAAAGAGGCCCCAGCUACCCAACCUCCCAAAGGAGCCUCCACCCCCCAAGCUGUGCCUCCUCCCUCUCCCAAAGAGUCUCAAGCAGCUCCAGCCCCCAAAAGAGCCCCAGCUACUCCCUCUCCCAAAGGGGGCCCAGCAACCCCAUCCCCUAAAGAGACCUCCACUCCCCCAGCUAUGACUCCUUCCUCCCCCAAAGAGGCCCCAGCUACCCAAUCUCCCAAAGGGGGCCCAGCAACCCCAUCCCCUAAAGAGACUUCCACUCCUCCAGCUAUGACUCCUUCCUCCCCCAAAGAGGCCCCAGCUACUCCAUCUCCCAAAGGGUCCCCCACUGCCCCAGCUGUGGCUCCUCCCUCCCCCAAAGGGAGCCCAGCAACCCCAUCCCCUAAAGAGACCUCUACUCCUCCAGCUAUGAUUCCUUCCUCCCGCAAAGAGUCCCCAGCUACCCAGUCUCCCAAAAGAGCCUCAGCUACUCAAUCUCCCAAAGGGGGCUCAGCAACCCCAUCCCCUAAAGAGACCUCCACUCCCCCAGCUAUGACUCCUUCCUACCCCAAAGAGUCCCCAGCUACCCAACCUCCCAAAGGAGCCUCCACCCGCCAAGCUAUGGUUCCUUCCUCUCCCAAAGAGUCCCAAGCAACUCCAGCCCCCAAAAGAGCCCCAGCUACCCCACCACCCAAAGAGGCCUCCACUGCCCCAGCUGUGGCUCCUCCCUCCCCCAAAAAAUCCCAAGCAACUCCAACCCCCAAAAGAGCUCCAGCAACUCCAUCUCCCAAAGGGGGCCAAGCAAUCCCAUCCCCUAAAGAGAUUUCCACUCCCCCAGCUGUGGCUCCUUCCUCCCCCAAAGAGUCCCCAGCUACCCAGUCUCCUAAAGGGACCCCCACUGCAGCUCCUCCCUCCCCCAAAAGAACCCCAGCUACUCCACCUCCCAAAGGGGCCUCCACUGCCCCAGCUGUGGCUCCUCCCUCCCCCAAAGGGGGUCCAGUAACCCCUAAAGAGACUUCCACUCCUCCCACUGUGGCUCCUUCCCCCAAAGAGUCCCCAGCUACCCAACCUCCCAAAGGGGCCCUCACUCCCCCAGCAGUGACUCCUUCCUCAAAAAAAGCCCCAGCUGCCCCAUCUGUCAAAGGGUCCCUUACUCCCUCAGCUGUGACUCCUUCCUCCCACAAAGAGUCUCUGGCAACUCCAGCCCCCAAAGGGGCCCCAGCAACCCCAUCUCCCAAGGGGGCCUCCACUCCCCCAGCUGUGACUCCUUCCUCUCCCAAAGAGUCUCUGUCAACCCCAGCCCCCAAAGGGACCUCAGCAACUCCAUCCUCCAAAAGAACCCCAGGAGGAACCCCAGCCUCCAUAGCAACUCCAUCCCCCAAGAGAGCCCCAGCUACCCCAUCCAGAGGUGCCCCCACUCCUUCAUCUGAGAUUCCUCCCUCCCCCAAAGAGACCCCUACUUCUCCAGUUUCAGUCACAUGUCCCUUGGGGUCCAUUGCCCCUCAGGCUUCUAAAGGCCUACCAGUAAAGAAAGGCUCCACAGCUCUCAAAGCAGGACUUGUUGCCCCAGCUCCAGAAAGUGCACCAGUUGUCACAGCUCCCUCUGAGAAAGGUCCACUGGCCAAGAAGAGUUCUACUACUUCACCUCCUCUGUGCCCAGAUCCUUCAGCUAAGAACGGUACUAAAGGACCCCUUUCUACAAUGGGUCCAGCCCCGCUGACAGUCUCUGCUCAGAAAGUCUCUUCAAAGACUCCCAAAACCCUCUCUGUUUCUGCAUUAAAAAGCAAAGAUUCUUUUCAUUCCCCAAAGAGCCCUUUGACUCUUCCUCUUGAGCGUGUGACGUCUACUCCGCUAGCAACCGUUUCCUCUGAGAAGGUCCUUCCUAAAGCUGGAUCAGCAUCUAUCCCUCCAGCACCCACCCCAUCAGUCUCUCUGCCUCUCGCUCCCUCCCCAGUUCCCCCUCUGCCUCCUAAACAGCAAUUUCUGCUGGAAUCACCCUGUAAGCCCUCAGCCCCUGCUGAUGAGGAUGAACUGCCGCCUCUGAUUCCCCCGGAACCAAUCUCGGGGGGAGUGCCUUUCCAGUCGGUCCUCGUCAACAUGCCCACCCCCAAACCUGCUGGGAUCCCUGCCCCAACCCCCUGUGCCAAGCAGCCUGUUCUGAAGAACAACAAGGGGUCUGGAACAGAAUCUGACAGUGAUGAAUCAGUACCAGAGCUUGAGGAACAGGAUUCCACACAGGCAACCACACAACAGGCCCAGCUGGCAGCAGCCGCUGAAAUCGAUGAAGAACCAGUCAGUAAAGCAAAACAGAGCCGGAGUGAAAAGAAGGCACGGAAGGCUAUGUCCAAACUGGGUCUUCGACAGGUUACAGGGGUUACAAGAGUCACUAUCCGGAAAUCUAAGAAUAUCCUCUUUGUCAUCACAAAACCAGAUGUCUACAAGAGCCCAGCUUCAGAUACCUACAUAGUUUUUGGGGAAGCCAAGAUCGAGGAUUUAUCUCAGCAAGCACAACUAGCAGCUGCUGAGAAAUUCAAAGUUCAAGGUGAAGCUGUCUCAAACAUUCAAGAAAACACACAGACUCCAACUGUACAAGAGGAGAGUGAAGAAGAAGAGGUUGAUGAAACCGGUGUAGAGGUUAAGGACAUAGAAUUGGUCAUGUCACAAGCAAAUGUGUCAAGAGCAAAGGCAGUCCGAGCCCUGAAGAACAACAGUAAUGAUAUUGUAAAUGCUAUUAUGACCUUCCACCUCGCCCAUGGCUUCACUAAGCACCUCCCGCGGGCGCUGGAUCUCCAUCGGCACCUCCGGCUUCCUCGGCCGCGUGUUCUCCAGCUCCAUCCGCUUCUCCAGAGUCAGGUCUUGAGGUCUCCCAGGCACUACCCGCCACUGCGGCUAGGAAGGCCCGCGGGGAGUCCAGGACAAUCCUGUAGGUCUGGCCUGGAUCCACGUUGGCCCGCAGGCUCAGGCGAGCCCACUCAAACUCCCCAGGAGCCACUGCCUCCUUUUCUGUGCCAGUCUUCCAUGCUGAAAUCUCUCCCUUAGUCUCUCAGCCUCCCUGCCAGUAGGGAGUUUUGCAUCUGUAAGUGAGAUUGGUCGCUAGUUCUCUCUACAAAAAACAAAAAAACUAUAGCAAGCUAUAGUGGAGAAGAUGGAAUCGCUGUGAUGUAACAAAAAGAACAUAACUUUAUAAAUCCGAAGAUGACAUUUAGCGUUAAAUAUUUACUAGCAAGCCAAAACAAAACAAUUUUAAAAACCUAAGCACUGUGUUCUAUGAUUCCACCAUGGUUUGGCAUGAAGCUUCAAACAAGAUAAAUGCAGUAAUACAACAAAAUUUAGGAUUUUAUUACCCUUAGUGUUGGCAUUAGGCAACCACAAACCUUCCACCACAAUGGCAAGACACUGAACCUUUUAGAUAUCGUGUGUCAGGUUCCAUCCCUAAAGACAUAGGCUAUAGGUCUUCAUAGAUUUUUUUUUUAAGAUUUUAUUUAUUUAUUUGACAGAGAGAGAGAUAGCGAGGGCAGGAACACAAGCAGGGGGAGUGGGGGAGAGAGAAGCAGGCUUCCCGCUGAGCCGGGAGCCAGUCGCUGGGAUCGAUCCCAGGACCCUGGGAUCAUGACCUGAGCCAAAGGCAGAUGCUUAACGACUGAGCCACCCAGGCGCCCCGGUCUUGAUAGAUUUUAACUGAAACGCUUUUGUGUUUUAUCCCUUCGUGUACUAUUACCAAUUCAUAUAAGCAUGAAAAGCAUUUUUAUUUUAUGUUAUUUUAUUUAUUUGACAGAGAGAGACACAGCGAGAGAGGGAACACAAGCAGGGGGAGUGGGAGAGGGAGAAGCAAGCUCUCCACUGAGCAGGGAGCCCGAUGCGGGGCUCGAUCCCAGGACCCUGCGAUAAUGACCUGAGCUGAAGGCAAACGCUUAACCACUGAGCCAUCGAGGCGCCCCAAAAGCAUUUUGAUUAUUUUAGCUAAUCCACAGCACCCCUAUUUUCAGCAAUGAGAGCCCAUCCCUAAUGUCCAUUAUUCCAAUUAACAAUCCAUUAAUGUCUCCAAUAUAAAUUAAUUUCUGUCAUUCAUUGGUUUAAUAAGCAAAAUAUCUAAUGUUGAUUAGAGUUAAGAGGACUGAAGUGCUUCUAGCAAUCCCUCCGGCAUGUGAAUUCCCAAUUAAAAUGCUAGCUGCACCUAGAGUAUAAUUUUAACCAAACACACCCAUAAUAUUUUAAUUUCUGUAUUGAAAUAUUUUAAACUAAAUUAUAGAUAUUGUAACACCAGAUUCAAAUACCAAUUCUGCCACUUAAUAGCUAUGUGAUAUUGGGUAUGAAUGUAAUUCAAUCCCCUUGAGACUCAGUUUCUUAACAUGUAAAUGGGGGAUAAUACCUGGCAGAAUGGUGAGAAUUAUAUAGUGGAUAUGAAAAGGCAAUAUAAACUCUGAAAUAGUCUACAAAUUUUAGGUAUUAUUAUUGAAUAAUAAUACCUCAAAUAGAAAUUAGGUUCUGUUGAGUUCCUUUGAGGAUUUGGAAGAUUAGGCGAUCUCUAAUGCUCACCUAUUGUAAAUAUUGCAGUUUUGAUAUUCUCUUUGCUUGUCAACAAAGACAGGGAGAAAAGCAAAAUAAGUAAGUUUUGAGGUUCUUAACCCAGAAGGCCAAAAUAAUUACCUUAGACUGGCACUGGGGCCAUAACCCUCCCCGACACUAUUCCAGUGGAAGAUUCUCUGUUAUAUGAGGGCAGACUUAAUAGAUUUAAUAAGAAUAACUAAUAUUGGGCGCCUGGGUGGCUCAGAUGGUUAAGCGUCUGCCUUCAGCUCAGGUCAUGAUCCCAGGGUCCUAGGAUCGAGUCCCGCAUCGGGCUCUCUGCUCCUUGGGAGCCUGCUUCUCCCUCUGCCUCUCUCUCUCUCUCUCUCUGUCUCUCAUGAAUAAAUAAAUAAAUAAAUAAUCUUUUAAAAAAAAAAGAAUAACUAAUAUUUAUCCAGUGUUUACUAGAUUCCAGGCAAUGUGCUAAGUAUAUUAUCUUGUUUAAUCCCCACAAUAACCCAAUAAAGUAGGUAUUGUUUUUUAAGCCCAUUUUAAAAUGAGGAAACUAAGGGGGCGCCUGGCUGGCUCAGUCAGAAGAGGCUAUGACUCUUGAUUUCAGGGUUGUGAGUUGGAUCCCCACGUUGGGUGUAGAGAUUAUAUUAAAAAGAAAAAAUAAGUGAGGAAACUAAUGGGGCACAUGGCGGGCUCAGUUGGUAGAGCAUGUGACUUUUGGUUGUGAGUUCAAGUCCCACUUUGGGGGUGGAGCCUACUUUAAAAAAAAAAUGAGGAAACUAAAGCUUAGAGAAAUUAGGUAACUGCCCAAGUGAUUGUUCAAGGAUUUGAACUCAAGCCGCUGUUCUUACAAAAAAAAUUUUUUUGAGAUUUUAUUUGACAGAGAGAGCACAAGCAGGUGGAGAGGCAGCCAGAGGGAGAAGCAGGUUCCCCGCUGAGCAAGGAGCCCAACGAGGGGCUCGAUCUCAGGACCCUGGGAUCAUGACCUGGGCCAAAGACAUCCGCUUAACCGACUGAGCCACCCAGGUGCCUCUCAAGCAGUUGUUCUUAACCUACAUUCUGAAUACAACAGUUCAUAUAUAAAUACUAUAUCUAUAUGGAUAUCUAUAUAUUUUGUACAACAUAUGAAUUUUCCCUCACAUCCUGGGCUUAAGAACAAGGGGGCAGACAAAAAUGCAUGAUGUUGCUUUCCUUUACUGAAAACAAACAUAUAUUCAUUCAUUUAUACAUUCAGCUAGUUUUUCUGGGGAAAUUCAAGAAUAUUAACCACAAAAGCACUGUAGAAGCAUACCUAUACUGCUUUUUCUGUGUUUCAGCUCAUGUUUCUCCUCUUUUCUCAACUUCAAGUUCUUUUCCCCCUUUUUAGUCUUCUCUUUCCUCAUGUGUGAUAGAUUGUCUGCAAAGAUGAUGACCAGUAUAGUUCCUCCCAUUCCUAUAUACACCUACUGCUCUUCUCAUCAAGAGGUGGCAUCUAUCCCCUCCCCCCCCCCACCCCGCCUUGAAUCUGGACUGGCCUUGUUACUUGCUUUAACCAUGAGAAUGUGGUGGAAAUAAAGCUGGGACAGUUUGAGAGUCAGGACUCAAGAGACUUGGUAGUUUUUACUUUUCACUUCCUUGGAGCCUUGUAGAGAAGUCCAGCUAUCCUGCUGGAGAGAUUAUGUGGAGAGAAAAGUUCCAGCCAACAGCAGGCACCUGCUGACCAAUGUGUGAGGCUAUAUUGGAUCACUCAGACUUAGUCGAGCCUCUAGAUGACUGUCACAUGAGUGAACCCAGAGGAUACCACAUGGAGCAGAAAAGCCACAUAGUUGUGGCCAGCCAACACACAAAAUAGUAAGAAAUAAUAAAUUGUUGUUUAAAGCCACUUUGUGGUGUUUUUUUAUGCAGCAAAGGCUAUUUAUUUGCAAUAUGAUGGGCCAGAAACAUUUAGAUAGAAUGGCCAGUCACAUCCUUCAGAGAUGUCUUCAGUUAAAGAGAUGACUGUUUUAGUGAUAUCUACAAAAGAGCUUGAAGCAGUAAAGUAAAAUAUGUGGCUGAUUUGGGUUUGUCUUAUCCAAUUCUAGAUCAACUAGCAUAAAGAAAAGAAAACUAGAUACUAAGAUCUUUCAUUUUUUUCUGACCACAAUAAGAAAACAUGAGCAUGUCUCAUUUUGUCCAAUAUUACAUCUGUUGGACUUGAGCCAAACAGGAAAACAGGUUCUCUGACAUAAACAUCUUCCUCCUUGAAUUUGUCUUUAAGGUGCAAAGAGGCUGCUUCCUUCCUCUGAGAGUUAGAAGCCUACACUUACAGGAUGGAGAAUAUACCAAAAUAUCAAGCUUCCUAGGAGCUGCACUUAGAAAUGUAGUCAAUUCUCAAUUGUCCACGUAAUGGAAGUUAAAGCCAGUAAAAUAUAGUUUAAAACUUAUCUGAGGAAUAUACCGAAGUUCACUUUUCUCAUUAUAUUUUACCCAUGGCAUGUUAUUAAAAUUGACAUCUCAUUCCCCCCAAGCCCAAUAGGGAAAGGAGGCCCCAAAAUAUUAGGGAAAAAACAUUGUAUUUUAUUUUAUUUAUUUUUAAGUAAGUUCCACGCCCAGAGUAAAGCCCAGCACAGGGCCCGAACUCAAUGACCCUGAGAUCAAGACCUGAGCUGAGAUCAAGAGUCAGAUGCUUAACCAACUGAGCCACCCAGGCACGGCCAAUAACAACAAAAAAAUUUAAUUAAAAUAGUUUCAACAAGGGCGCCUGGGUGGCUCAGUUGGUUAAGCGACUGCCUUCGGCUCAGGUCAUGAUCCUGGAGUCCCUGGAUCGAGUCCCGCAUCCGGCUCCCUGCUCGGCAGGGAGGCUGCUUCUCCCUCUGACCCUCCCGACCCUCCCCCC
Molecule: messenger RNA, 11331 nt
Organism: Mirounga angustirostris (Northern elephant seal)
Lineage: Eukaryota; Metazoa; Chordata; Mammalia; Carnivora; Phocidae
Gene: NACA
Product: nascent polypeptide associated complex subunit alpha
Exons: 9
Coding region: 210-7001 (2263 amino acids)
Biological process (GO): protein targeting to membrane
Cellular component (GO): nascent polypeptide-associated complex; cytoplasm
Source: RefSeq, a predicted model, not a curated record